CCCUCCCUCUCCCCCAUAAUUUCUCUUACGCACUCAACUCAAUACACAUACUGAAGUACAUUGUAUUGUUAUUACAACAUGAAGAAGAUGAACCUGUUGUUGCUUCUGCUCUGCGCCGCCUUCUCUUUUGCAUUAUCUUUCAACGAUGGAUUAUUGCCUAAUGGGAACUUCGAGUUCGGUCCAAAGCCAUCUCAAAUCAAAGGGACCAAAGUGAUGGACCCAAAAGCCAUACCCAACUGGGAAAUUUCGGGUUUUGUCGAAUACAUAAAAUGGGGCCAAAAACAAGGUGACAUGUUGCUGGUGGUGCCGGAGUGAGCCUCGGCUGUGAGGCUGGGGGACGAGGCAUCGAUUAAGACAAAGGUUAAGGUCACAAAUGGGAUGUUUUACUCGAUAUCGUUUAGUGCUGCAAGAACUUGUGCACAGGACGAGAAAUUGAAUAUUUCAGUGUCACCAAAGGACUGGGGAAUUCUACCUAUUCAGACAAUGUAUAGUAGUGAGGGUUGGGAUACAUAUUGUUGGGGAUUCUUGGCAGAGUUCAAUGAAAUUGAGAUAAUUUUGCAUAAUCCAGGAAAAGAGAAGGACCCAGCUUGUGGACCAGUCAUUGAUUCAGUGGCACUCAAGGCUUUGAACCCACCUAAAAGGCUAAGAGGCAACAUGCUGAAGAAUGGGAAUUUUGAAGAGGGUCCAUAUAUUUUCCACAACACAUCCUGGGGUGUCCUAAUUCCUCCCAAUAUUGAGGAUGAUCACUCACCACUUCCUGGAUGGAUUAUCGAAUCCCUUAAGGCCGUAAAGUACAUAGAUUCCGACCAUUUUUCAGUUCCCGGGGGCAAACGGGCAGUCGAACUGGUGGCAGGAAGAGAGAGUGCACUUACACAAGUCGUAAGAACCGUUCCCGACAAGACUUAUGAUCUAUUUUUCUCACUAGGAGAUGCCAAAAAUUCAUGCCAAGGAUCAAUGUUGGUUGAAGCAAGUGCAGCCAGAGACAUUGUUCAGGUUCCUUAUGAAUCCAAAGGCAAUGGUGGAUUCAAACGUGCAAGGCUAAGGUUCAAGGCAAUCUCGACACGCACUAGGGUUAGGUUUUUGAGCUCAUUUUAUCACAUGAAGAGUGACAAUUCCGGUUCAAUGUGUGGUCCUGUGAUUGAUGAUAUGAGAUUGGUUAGUGUUCGUCACAUUUGAUUUAUUUUCCGUACUGAACAGGAUUAGAUACUACCUUCUAAUCCCGUCAAAUACUACUUAUAAAACAUGUUGAUAUACGAUAUUUAUGAUCCUACUUUAGUCAACAAGGUGUAAUUAGGCUUUUUUUUCUUGUAACGUGAAGAAGCUAGAUUAAUGUUA
This is a messenger RNA of Olea europaea var. sylvestris, 1335 nucleotides long. RefSeq lists its product as uncharacterized. The record is from RefSeq and is a predicted model, not a curated record. Bases 379 to 1176 code for a protein of 265 amino acids. The transcript has 3 exons. Lineage: Eukaryota; Viridiplantae; Streptophyta; Magnoliopsida; Lamiales; Oleaceae.